This is a messenger RNA of Dufourea novaeangliae, 657 nucleotides long. RefSeq lists its product as uncharacterized. NCBI's taxonomy places the organism in Eukaryota, Metazoa, Arthropoda, Insecta, Hymenoptera, Halictidae. The record is from RefSeq and is a predicted model, not a curated record. The coding region runs from base 11 to 571 and encodes 186 amino acids. The transcript has 4 exons.
UUAAUUACAGAUGAAAGCGGUGGUCUUCCUAGUUGCGAUAGCAGCAACUAGAGCUUUGCCCCUCUCGAAGGUACACGUGAAAUUUAUUUCCCCUCCCCACAUUUACGAGCACGGUAUUACGACAGACGGGGAUCGAACCAUCGACCAGAGAUCCUACGUCUCUAUCGGGAGAAGGAGUACGACAGGAAACUCGAGAUUCGGACAACGUCUGAGCGCAACAAGAAAUAGCAUACCCGUAUACAUUAAACCAGAAAACGCGGAAUCCCUGUGGCCAGUUGGUGUUUUCCUCCCACCAGUAGAUGUUAAUGAUCUUGGGCACAGUUCACAUGAAAGGAGACACAUGACGCCUGAUUUUUCUAACGGGCUUGUGUACCAUGAUCCGUAUCUACUGACUGGCGAGAAGGCGAUGAUAGCGGUGAAAUAUCUUUACGGCCUCGGUGAACUGUUUUACGACGAAAUUCCGCACGAAAGGGCGCUGCUAAGGAACCAACAAGAAAGGAGGCAAAACGGUCUUCAUGACCACGUAUUAAGGAGUUUGAGACCCACAUCUCCAUUCUAUAGGAAACCUUGAUUAAUUAAUGAUCGUAUUAUUUAUUUAUCGUAUCUUCGUACAGAAAACUAUCGUUCUUCUUAAAUACGAGAUUAAUGAAUUUACAA